AUGUCCAAUAAAAUAGUGCCCACCAUCUAUCGCACCGUCAUCGACGACGUGAUCGCCAACAUUAAGACCGAGUUCGACGAGUACGGCGUUGGCGAGAACAUUUUGGCCGAUCUUCAACACAUUUGGGAGAAAAAAAUCAUCGAUUCCAAUGUGGCCGAGUUUGAAACCGCUGUCCAGCCGCCUACACCUCAACACCCUCCGUAUCCUCCACACCCGAUGCACACCAUUAGUCAUCCCCAAUACCCUCCGCACAACCCUUAUGUACCGCCCCAUGUGGCUCCGCCACCAGGGCCGCAGAUCAAGUCUGAGCCUAUGGACAGCAGGUACAUGCUGACAGGGAACAUGCCUUCUUAUGGCAUUCCACCACUUACGGGCCCCCAAAUUCCGGGGGCAAACAGAAAUAUGUACAGUCAGCCCACCGGUCGGCCACCCUCAGGCCCCUCACCGCCUGCCCCCACGGCGCGGUACCCGCCUCCUGUGCAGGCAGCUCAGACAACGGCGCGAAUUCCUCAGGUUGACGGACCUUCGUCCUCUUCGUCGGACUCGUCCACUCCGCCGCCAAGCCAAGCCCCCCGGUCGUCACACCCAUCUCUUCCUCAGCCUUCGCAGAACAUGAACGUAGCGCAGGUGGACGAUGAGGCCAUUAAUAGCGAUCUUGAUGAUUCAGACUCUGAUGGCGAUGACGAUCGCGAGGAUGCCGCUGCUGUCCCCGAUAUUGUGUUCUGCACGUAUGAUAAGGUUGCGCGUGUCAAGAACAAAUGGAAGUGCAUCCUCAAGGACGGCAUGAUUCAUGUUAAUAGAAAAGACUACCUGUUCGCCAAGUGCACUUGCGAGUUCGAGUGGUAG
Molecule: messenger RNA, 846 nt
Organism: Sparassis crispa
Lineage: Eukaryota; Fungi; Basidiomycota; Agaricomycetes; Polyporales; Sparassidaceae
Product: transcription factor IIA, alpha/beta subunit
Exons: 5
Coding region: 1-846 (281 amino acids)
Biological process (GO): transcription initiation at RNA polymerase II promoter; transcription by RNA polymerase II
Cellular component (GO): transcription factor TFIIA complex
Source: RefSeq, a predicted model, not a curated record